Molecule: messenger RNA, 2199 nt
Organism: Labrus bergylta (ballan wrasse)
Lineage: Eukaryota; Metazoa; Chordata; Actinopteri; Labriformes; Labridae
Source: RefSeq, a predicted model, not a curated record
UGCGAUCUCGAACGCAUCCCACACUCCAUCUUCAGUUUGCACAACCUGCAGGAGAUCGACUUGAAAGACAACAAUCUGAAGACAAUAGAGGAGAUCAUCAGCUUCCAGCACCUGCACCGCCUCGUGUGUCUGAAGCUGUGGUACAACCAGAUCGCCUACAUCCCCAUUCAGAUCGGGACGCUCACAAACAUGGAGAGGCUGUAUCUGAACAGAAACAAGAUCGAGAAGAUCCCCAGUCAGCUUUUCUUCUGCCGCAAGCUGCGCUUCUUAGACCUGAGUCACAACAAUCUCACCAGCAUUCACGCUGACGUGGGCUUCCUCCAGAACCUGCAGUACUUCGCAGUCACGGCCAACAGGAUUGAGACUUUGCCCCCGGAGCUGUUCAAGUGCAAGAAGCUGCGAACUCUGAAUCUGGGAAACAACUGCCUGCAGACGCUGCCCUCACGCUUUGGGGAGCUCACCGGGUUGACACAGUUGGAGCUGAGAGGGAACCGGUUGGAGUGUCUCCCAGUGGAGCUCGGUGAGUGUCGGCUGCUGAAGAGGAGCGGCCUGGUGGUGGAGGAGGACCUUUUCAACACACUGCCGACAGAAGUCAAAGAGCAGCUCUGGAGGGCUGACAAGGAGCAAGCUUGAGCCUAAACCUCCUUUUCUCGUAAAAAAUACGAGAAGUUUUGACUGAAGGAACAAACAAGCAAUCAUUUAGUUUUUUAAAGAAUGGCAGAUCUCUCAGUAUUUGCAGCAGAGUCGGACAUGCAGGGUCAGAAAGGCGAUGGCUUGUUGGUGCUUCCUUUGCAGGAACUAUAGAAGCACCGAUGUCAACCUUUAAGACCUCAAAGGAUGUCACUAGUUUCUCAUAAAGCUCAACAAAGACAGGUGGUUCAGCAAUGUGGCUUUCCUGUUAAAUCCUCCUAUAUUUAAUGCUGCAAGGAUGCCAGCAGCUGAUGUAGAAUUUGCAUGUCACUGCAGGACCACGCUCAAGCAAACCUGUUUUCAUUUGAGAGAUACAAACAAACAAAUAUAUAAACUUUGCAUGGAUCAGCCCCGCCACAGUGAGCCCAAUGUACUCACUAUUUCUCAUUUGCUGAUCAUGCACAAAUUAAACCAGUCCAAAACAGUAUUUGCCUAACCUUUCUCUGGCCUUGAGACUUCAGUCUUACUCCUGACAUUUUUACUUUUGCAGCUGUCAGAGUACUGGGUGCAGAUGAAGAUGUAGGUAAAUAAAAGAAAGUGAAACCAGCAGCCAAUUUGUUGGGGCAUGAAGGUUUGCUCCUGUUGUUUUCUCCAGACGUUGUGGUUGCUCAACAUGCUUGGAGGCUUCUUUUUUAGUGAAAACCUACUCUGUAAGAAAGAUGAACAGAUGAACCUGCAGCUGAUCUCCCAGCUUUGGCCUUAACUCGGAGGGAGGGACUGAUGCAACGGCAUCACAGCAACGCUGUCAGAUAUUCAGCGGAGCACGAAUGAGAACAAACUUCACAGUACAAUGUCUAAAUAACCCACGUUGUUAAUUUAUAACGUCUGCCUAUGUGGCAGGAGAUUUCUUAACAGUGGGGGAGUAACACUUCAUUCUUCUUGGACUUUGCUUCAAUCUUUACCUUGUUUUUGUUUAUUUUUUGCAUGACUAAAAGCAUCGCACAUUAUUUGCGUGUCUUAUCAAUGUUUAUGAGAUUGACAGAGAUCAGGCCUUUUUUUAAAGGAGGUUAAUAAUUUAUUUAGACGUCAAGUAACAUGAUUUUGUAUUUUCUAAUGCUACGACACACUAGUUUCAUGUUGGGCCCGUUUUUUGGCCACUUUUUUGCCUUUAUUAGAUCGGAAAACUGAAGAAAGAGAUUGAAGGGAGAGAGAAAGGAUGACUUGCAGUAAAGGGCCGGGAUGAGUUUGUGCAUUAGUGAGGUUUGGCAUUUUUAACAUGCUAUUUGGUGAAUGGAUAACAUUGAGAUAAUACCAGAUCAAGUAGAAGUUAUUGACUGAAGGCCACACAUAGAACACAAGACAUUGAGUUUAUUUUGGAACUAAGUCAAAAUCUUAAGUGGAGUUUGUUUAUUUGAAGGCUUUACUGACUAUAUCAAUGAAAAAAAGGUGUCCCAUGGCUGGUUGUCCCUGUACCGAAAAAACUACAGGUUCGAAAACAUUCAGAAAACUCUCAUUUUAUUUCUUUGUUUUUAUGAGAUAAAAUAAACAUGCAAGCUUGCACAAUUCUUA